Chrysochloris asiatica (Cape golden mole) is the source of this 1146-nucleotide messenger RNA. RefSeq names its product malonyl CoA:ACP acyltransferase (mitochondrial) (gene MCAT). NCBI's taxonomy places the organism in Eukaryota, Metazoa, Chordata, Mammalia, Afrosoricida, Chrysochloridae. The coding region runs from base 1 to 1146 and encodes 381 amino acids. Gene Ontology annotation, molecular function: transferase activity. The record is from RefSeq and is a predicted model, not a curated record. The transcript has 4 exons.
AUGAGUGUCCGGGUCGCGCGGGCCGCGUGGGCCCGAGGCUGGGGUGCCAGCUACCCUCGCGGCGCCUCGAGCUUCCGCGUGCCUCCGCCGGGCCCUGAGAGUGUUACUGAACUGCUGCGGGACGCGGCGGUGGAAGAUGAGGCUGGCGUAGCGACGGCGCGCCGGUCGCCGGGUCAGUGCUCCGUGCUGCUCUUUCCGGGCCAGGGCAGCCAGGUGGUGGGCAUGGGUCGGGGCCUGCUCCGCUACCCGCGCGUUCGCGAGCUCUACGCCGCCGCCCAGCGCGUGCUCGGCUACGAUCUGCUGGAGCUGAGUCUGCACGGGCCGCAGGAGGCCCUGGACCGCACCGUGCACUGCCAGCCCGCCGUCUUCGUGGCGUCACUGGCCGCGGUCGAGAAACUCAAUCAUCUGCAACCGGAGGUCAUCGAAAACUGUGUGGCUGCAGCUGGAUUCAGCGUGGGCGAAUUUGCGGCCCUGGUAUUUGCUGGAGCCAUGGAGUUUUCUGAAGGUUUGUACGCGGUGAAAAUCCGAGCCGAGGCCAUGCAGGAGGCCUCGGAAGCUGUCCCCAGCGGGAUGCUGUCUGUCCUUGGCAAACCCCAGUCCAAGUUCAACAUGGCCUGUUUGGAAGCCCGGGAGCACUGCAAGGCUUUGGGCAUAGAGAAUCCUGUGUGCGAAGUGGCCAACUACCUCUUCCCGGACUGCAGGGUAAUUUCUGGACACCACGAGGCUCUGCGGUUUCUACAGGAGAAUUCCUCACGGUAUCACUUCAGACGCACCAAAAGGUUGCCGGUGAGCGGUGGGUUUCACACCCGCCUCAUGGAGCCCGCAGUAGGGCGGCUGACGGAGGUGCUACAGACGCUCACCUGGAAGGAGCCCCUGGUGCCUGUGCACUGCAACGUUCAUGGGGGUAAAUACACGCACUCGAAGCACAUCCCCAAGCUGCUGGUGAAGCAGCUGGUUUCCCCAGUGAAGUGGGAGCAGACCAUGCACGCCAUCUACGAGAGGAAAAAGGGGACGGAGUUCCCCAGAACGUUCGAGGUGGGCCCGGGGAAGCAGCUGGGGGCUGUCCUGAAAAGCUGCAACCUGCAGGCCUGGAAAUCCUAUAGCCACGUGGAGGUGCUGGAGGCCUGCGAGGCCCAAGACCUGUAG